Acanthoscelides obtectus is the source of this 709-nucleotide messenger RNA. Lineage: Eukaryota; Metazoa; Arthropoda; Insecta; Coleoptera; Chrysomelidae. The record is from the annotation of a GenBank genome assembly.
CUGCGAACAAAAGACACAACUCCCCCGUUCUUUCUGAGACUGGACUGCACAUCGAGAUAUAAUAAAAGAGGAGGCGAAAUCACGUGAUUUUGAGCGACACCGGGUACGCUAUAUUGAUGACUGACUUCUGUCAAAGUUAUGUGAAAGUGCGUUAUGCGAGCUUUUGUGAUACUGUUUGCACAAAUUGAUGAAUAUUAUUAUGGUGUCUUGUGCUCUACGGAGUUGUGCAAGUCGGACUGAAAUGGAUAAAAAGAAUACAACAGGAUAAACUUUCCAUAGGCUAGUAUAAACAUAUUACAGAGACGUAGCUAGAUUCCCUAAAAACGCUGACCGUUGCCAACUUUGGGUGAAAUUUGUUAAUAGGGGUGAAUGGACACCUACAAGAUCUAGUGUUAUUUGCUCGAAAUAUUUUUCUGAGAAGUCAUUCGAUAGAACAUCAAAAUGUUAUGUUAAUCUCAAACCAAAUGCUGUUCCGACAAUACAUCCAAACCAGGAAGAUUCACCACCUGCCAAGAUACUACUACUAUCAAAUACAGUAUUAAGACCUAAUUUCGACUCAUCCCUUCUACAGAAACAAACAGUUAGUAUAAGACAUCAUAGCAAUAAGCUUGUAUUAUUUAGAGGACAGUAAUCAAUUAAUCUGUAAUCUAUGUAUUUAUGUAAAGAUUAUUUCCAAACCUCAUUUUUAUUUAUGUAGGCACGCAAAAAC